GCGCCGCGACACGACACACAAAAACAUUGAACGGAUAUCAACGCGAACGCUAUCGACAACCGCACGCCACACAUCAAGCAAGAUGGGUAAGAACCAGCACUCGAAGGAUCGCCUGUUCAUCACGGCGUCAGAAUGGGCAACCUUGUACGGCGGAAAGAAGAAGGAAGCACCAGGCGCGAGUGCCAAGUACAAGAAGCUUCCCUUUGACUGCUGUUGUUUGUCGCUGCAGCCGGUCGAGCACCCCAUGUGUACCCGAGAUGGCUACGUGUUUGAUCUCGUCAACAUUGUCCCCUUUAUUCGCAAGCAUGGCCUACACCCCGUCACCGGCGAGAAGCUUGCGCUCAAGGACCUCAUCAAGCUCAACUUCACAAAAAACGCAGACGGCAAGUAUCAUUGCCCCGUCACGUUUAAGGUGUUCAACGAGCACACCCACAUCUCCGCCAUUGCCACCACGGGUAACGUGUACGCCCAUGACGCCAUCAAGGAGUUCAACAUCAAGGCGAAGAACUGGAACGACCUGCUGACGGAGGAGCCGUUUAAGCGGGCGGAUAUCAUCACGCUGCAGGAUCCCAUGAACCCGGAGAAGAACAACUUUGCCAACUUUUACUACAUCAAGAAGAAGCUGACGUAUGGCAAGCAGAAGGCCGAUGACGGUCGCUCCACCGUGCGCUCCGGCAACACAGAUACACAGGCCAUCCUGGACGAGGUUGCAAAGUCGGAUAUGGUGGCGGCAAACAAGAAGUACUCGUCAGUGCUGAGCUCCGACGCAGCAGCAGACCCACAGGACAAGGAACACACCGCGCACUUCUCAACAGGUGAGGUGAGCCGGUCGUUCACCGCGACGCAUCUGACCGUUCGCACAAAGAACACCGCUGCAUCCAUCGACGACGAUGUUGUCCGAUACAAGAACAUCAAGGACAAGGCAUACGUGCGCCUGCGAACAACGUUCGGAGACAUCAACAUCGAGCUGCACUGCGAUAUUGUGCCGAAGACAUGCGACAACUUUCUCCGCCACGUCCGAUCUGGCUACUACAACAACACCAUCUUCCACCGCAACAUCAGAAACUUCAUGAUCCAGGGUGGCGACCCGACGGGCACGGGCCAGGGCGGCGAGUCGGCAUUUGGCGGGAAACCAUUCAAGGACGAAUUCGCGCCAAACCUCAAGCACAAAGGACGCGGUGUUGUGAGCAUGGCCAACAAAGGACCCAACACAAACGGAUCACAGUUCUUCAUCACGUAUCGGUCAUGUCCACAUCUUGACCGGAAACACUCUGUGUUUGGCCAAGUUGUUGGCGGAUUUGAUGUGCUUCUGGCGAUGGAGAGAGCAAAGGUCGAUGACGACAACAGGCCAACAGAGGAGAUUAAGAUCUUUGACGUGAAGGUCUUCAAGGAUCCGUUCCAGGACCUCGACACCCAGAAGCAGCAGGAGGCUGCAGCAAAGGCAGAUGAGAAGAAAAAGGAAGAGAAGAAGAAGAAGGAAACGGCUGCUCCAAAGAAAUACCGAUCUGGCGUGGGAAAAUACAUUGCACCGUCCGGCAAACGAGGCGCAUCAUCAUCAUCAUCGUCAUCGUCAUCGUCGUCAACACUGCUGUCCUCGUCCUCUGUUCCAUCCUCAAAGAAGUCAAAGCCAUCUGGCGGCUUUGGCAACUUUAGCUCGUGGUAAAUGUGUGUGUGUGUGUGUGUGCUUGAUGCGUUGUGGGUGGAUGUGUGAAUGGUGCGUGGAUAUGUGUGUGUGUGCGUGGAUGUGUGGGUGUUUGAUGCGUUGUGGAUGUGGUUGUGAACGUGGUUGGCGCGUUUCGCGUUUUGUGUCCGACCACGCCCCCAAAAUGGCAUAAACCACAAGAAGCAA
This is a messenger RNA of Salpingoeca rosetta, 1849 nucleotides long. Its product is annotated as Ppil2 protein. NCBI's taxonomy places the organism in Eukaryota, Choanoflagellata, Craspedida, Salpingoecidae. Gene Ontology annotation, molecular function: ubiquitin-ubiquitin ligase activity; peptidyl-prolyl cis-trans isomerase activity. The record is from RefSeq and is a predicted model, not a curated record. The transcript is spliced from 16 exons. Gene Ontology annotation, cellular component: catalytic step 2 spliceosome. Gene Ontology annotation, biological process: protein peptidyl-prolyl isomerization; protein polyubiquitination; protein folding. The coding region runs from base 83 to 1663 and encodes 526 amino acids.